This is a messenger RNA of Cynara cardunculus var. scolymus (artichoke), 1036 nucleotides long. RefSeq names its product protein NTM1-like 9. The record is from RefSeq and is a predicted model, not a curated record. Gene Ontology annotation, molecular function: DNA binding. The transcript is spliced from 4 exons. The coding region runs from base 42 to 998 and encodes 318 amino acids. Gene Ontology annotation, biological process: regulation of DNA-templated transcription. NCBI's taxonomy places the organism in Eukaryota, Viridiplantae, Streptophyta, Magnoliopsida, Asterales, Asteraceae.
UUAAGUGUGUAUCUCUUUCUUGAUUUCAAUUUUAAUAGAAAAUGGAAGUGGGGCCUGUGUAUACUCUUCCCGUUGGCUAUCGGUUUCGUCCCACCGACGAAGAACUCAUCAAUCAUUUCCUACGGUUGAAGAUCAACGGUUACCAUAAAGAAGUGGAUUAUAUCCAAGAAGUUGAUAUUUGUAAGACCGAGCCUUGGGACUUGCCGGGUUUGUCGCAGAUCGAGUCCAUCGAUGACGAAUGGUUCUUUUUUAACCGCAAAGAUCACAAGAACGGUCACCGAUCAGCUCGUGCUACCAAGUGUGGGUACUGGAAGCCCACCGGAAGAGAUAGGACCAUCAAGACUAGCAAAGGGUUUCUUGAGAUUGGAAAGAAGAAGACGCUCGUUUUCCAUACUGGGCGAUCCCCAAAAGGGGUGAGGACUCGUUGGGUGAUUCACGAGUACGUUCCUACGCUAAACGAACUCGAUGGAACCGCUCCUGGACAGACUCCUUUCGUGCUUUGUCGUUUAUUUAAAAAGCAUGACGGGAAGGAUAAAAAUCCCGAGAGUGCUGCUCCUCCUCCUCUGCCGCCACCACCACCGCCACCGCCACCGCCUUCUACCACGGAGGAUGGCAUUGAUAUUAGAGGUGUUGAAUGGGAUUUUCCGGAGGUAGAAAGGGCUCUAGAUGAUCUCUGGGAUCCUUCAUCAGAGCAUGGACUAGUCGUAAACAAACAGCAAGAACCGUCGACUUUUAUAAGAGUCGGCAAUUAUUCAGUGCAGAAUAAGUACAAUGGCAAAGUCAUCCUCAACUUAGACGAGAAGCUUAGCCCGACUGCUAGUGAUGUUGCAUCAACGAUGAACUGGGAUUCUGAUGAAGUUUACAACGCAGAGAUUAUUGCUCGGGAGCCGUUGUUGUCGUGGAAAGCUAUAGAGAUUGGUGGUGAGGAGUCGUUGUUGUUGAGAGGUAUGCGUAAGGUGUUGGGGUGUCUAGGAUUAUGGAAAUGCUUCAACUUUUGAAGGCAAGACGUACGGAUGGAUCAAGGAGGUUUCAUUUU